Dreissena polymorpha is the source of this 507-nucleotide messenger RNA. RefSeq lists its product as uncharacterized. The record is from RefSeq and is a predicted model, not a curated record. The transcript is spliced from 4 exons. Bases 160 to 471 code for a protein of 103 amino acids. Lineage: Eukaryota; Metazoa; Mollusca; Bivalvia; Myida; Dreissenidae.
ACUUGAUCUUGUGAAACAAAGGAUCUCGCGUCGUCAUUAUGCAAGCUCUGGUCGUUUUUAUCUCGGCUAUAGUGGUGUGCUACGGUGCUACCACAACACAUCGUCCCCACAGCACGCACGCCCACACAGGGCACCACUCAACCAUGGCCCACGUCACCCAUGAACCCAGCGAGGUCGAGUCCAUAUCGUUUGAGUUCAAUGGAAAAAACGGGUCAUCUUAUUAUAAAGGUUCGUCCCGACAAGAACACGACAAACUGCUACGUCGCAACACUAAGUGACGCUGAGCACGCGCAGAUCCACACCGACACCGGCAUGAGGGCAGUCGAGUUGAGUCUGCUCGCCGGGCUGUCUACCGCAACCAUGGUUACGGACAUGACGACUCUGGACCAACAAGACGUUCACACCUGCGGUCUUCACAGCGCUACACCACCCAAUUUUUACACCAUCGUGGCCUCAAUGGCCGCGAGAUAGAUUUAAUGGUAUUGAGAUAUUGACUUAAUUAGCACU